Pollicipes pollicipes is the source of this 3050-nucleotide messenger RNA. Its product is annotated as ribosomal protein S6 kinase beta-1. The transcript has 9 exons. Bases 946 to 2274 code for a protein of 442 amino acids. Gene Ontology annotation, biological process: signal transduction; protein phosphorylation. Lineage: Eukaryota; Metazoa; Arthropoda; Thecostraca; Pollicipedomorpha; Pollicipedidae. Gene Ontology annotation, molecular function: ATP binding; protein serine/threonine kinase activity. The record is from RefSeq and is a predicted model, not a curated record.
CUCUCUCCGGUGCACACUUCUUCCGUGCAUUUGAAAUAAUUUUGUAUUAUGUGUAUUGAGAAUAUUUUGAGAGCCUUGUGUCAAAAACUUAACGCAGAUAUUAUUUAUCUUACUUGUAGCUGUGUGGGCUUUUGGAGGCGUGAAAGGGUGGGUUACGUAACCGUUAACAUGUUUGCAAUGUUGUCAUUGACGGCGUCGGGUCGAGUUUUGAAAAUAGUUAGGAAAUGGUGGGUGUGAGUGGUGGUUUGUACAGUCCCUCUUCACUUAAAUGUGAAUGGAGAUUCGUGAAUGAAAGGCAGCAUAGUUAUGUUGUGAUCAGUUACCUAUUCCAUAUUCACAUUGUAUUCUGUCAUGCUUGAAUAUCGCAAAAUAACAAAAUAAGCAUCGUCAAAGGUAAAAUGUGAUAGAAAGUUUCAUGGCAAAUAUUUCAAGCACAAGUCUCGGGGAUAAGUGUUUGGACGUUAGCAUGUUUAAGCGACAUCAAAAGCCCAUACAUAUCGGCCACCUGAGGCUAGAAACGUAAACCGGGCCACUUUGAUUUGUGGGCGACAGCCGGUAAGGGCUUGCUGAAUGAACAUACUUCACACGAUCGAGACGCUGGCCUGUUUUCGGUUGUGAGCGCAGGUUGUGACGGAGACGCGCAGUAAUAAUCAGCUGGGUCUGGGGCGCUUAACGAGCCUUUAAAGUUGUCAAACUCUCUUGAUAGAUAUCCAUGAAUUUUGGCCGUUGGAGCGGGUAUAAAACCGUACUACCGUCUAAAUAUGUUGGACAUGCUCGACGUUUCAACUUGAAAUAUUUGCCAAGCGUUUUUCACUUCCUGCUUUUGACGAUCCUCAUCUGAUUUUCUGCGAUUUUCUGCACUUUUAGUAGGCAUGGUAAUAAGCAAUGUGCCCACCUUCUUUUUGAAAUGCCGCAUGUGUUGAACUCUUGUCAAAUCAAAAGACCAUGUUUCCAGGCUUGUGUAACACGUGUCUUAAGAGUCUGCCCUUUCAGGAGUUUGACCAUCAGCCGGAUGUGAAUGCCAUCUUGAACCAAGAGGGUGUGGAGAGGCUGGCCCUGAACGAGAGCACGGUGAACAUCGGCAAGGAGCGUGUCGGCCCCAAGGACUUCGAGCUGCGCAAAGUCCUCGGCAAGGGUGGCUACGGAAAAGUGUUUCAAGUGAAGAAGACGUCUGGCAAGUAUGUCGGGAAAGUUUUCGCCAUGAAGGUGUUGAAGAAGGCGACUAUUGUUCGAAAUCAAAAGGACACGGCACACACUAAAGCGGAACGGAAUAUACUGGAAGCGGUCAAGCACCCGUUCAUCGUGGACCUGAUGUACGCGUUCCAAACGGGCGGCAAGCUGUACCUGAUCCUGGAGUACCUGUCCGGCGGCGAGCUGUUCAUGCACCUAGAGCGUGAGGGCAUCUUCAUGGAGGACACAGCCAGCUUCUACCUGUCGGAGAUCAUCCUGGCGCUCGAACAUCUCCAUCUGCAGGGCAUCAUAUACAGAGACCUCAAGCCUGAGAACAUUCUGCUCGACUCCACUGGCCACGUUAAGCUGACUGACUUCGGCCUAUGCAAGGAGAGCAUCCAGGACGGCCUGGUCACGCACACGUUCUGCGGUACCAUCGAGUACAUGGCACCCGAGAUUCUGACGCGUACGGGCCACGCCAAGGCGGUCGACUGGUGGUCGCUGGGCGCGCUCAUGUACGACAUGUUGACCGGCGCCCCGCCCUUCACCGCCGAGAACCGCAAGAAGACAAUUGAGAAGAUCCUGAAGGGCAAACUCAGCUUGCCGCCCUACCUGACGGCCGAUGCGCGCGACCUAGUCCGCAAGCUGCUCAAGCGGCAGGAGAAGCAGCGCCUUGGCAGCGGACCCGAGGACGCCGACCCGAUCAAGUCUCACCUGUUCUUCAAGAACACCAGCUGGGCGGACGUGGCGGCGCGCCAGCUUGAGCCGCCCUUCAAGCCCAGCCUGACGAGCGAGGAAGAUACCUCGCAGUUCGACCAGCGGUUUACAAACCAGCCGCCGGUCGACUCUCCGGACGACUCGCACCUCUCCGAGAGCGCCAAUCUCGUGUUCGAGGGGUUCACGUACGUGGCGCCCUCAAUUCUGGAGGAGAUGAACCGGCCCAUGUCGUUCCGCUCGCGCUCGCCGCGUAAGCCGGUGCGCGGCCCGUUCUCCUACCAGCAGCAGCCGUCGCCACUGACGGUCGGCACCGCGCAGGACGAGAUGAUGGACACGUCGCAGCAGAUGCCGCAGCCUAACGGAUCGUCGGAGGUCACCAGGCUGUAGUCGGCGCGGCGGCCACCACGCGGCGCCACCGUCGUGCGCCGUCCUGCGGACUCGCCCGGCCGGCCACGCUGUCGGCGGCAUUGCCCUUCACAGUGUGAAGCUAGUAUCGGAUAACAGUGUUGAGAGCUUAUGUCUAGAAAUGCGGUUGGAUGUGGGCAGUGCGGAAUGCGUCAAACCCGUCUUCAUAAAAACGCUUUUAAGACAUCAUUUGUGUCUUAGAAAUAGUUGGCACCCUGUCAUAAUGUUUGUAAUGUUUAGAUUUUUAUCAUCCGCGAAAUGACGGCUCUAUUUUUAGGGUCCGAAUGAUCUUUGUUAAAGCGUGCCUUGGGAAGGGUCGGCCGGCCGGACUCAUGCCGCUGCUGAUGGCCUGUUACAAUUAACAGGGGCGUUGCGUUCGAACCGGGCGAAGAUAUGGCGCACGAGUAAAAUAAAACACCGUUUUGGACAGCUAUACUCAUUCCUUGUGCGGCUUCUGAGUACGUCGCCUGCGUUCCUGUGCGGUGGCCGCGUGGCGUGUUCUUUUUAUACGGAUAACGCGAGCGUGCCGGGCGUGUCGUCCAUUGCCUUACGUGAUGGUGGGGCGCGUGGGGUCUCGCGCCGGACAGGUGUACGGGUGUGGGAAGCGCUGGCCGGGACUGGCGGCGCCCCGGACCCCUCCGGACCGGUCUGCCCUGUAGCGAUAAGACGUGUAAUCGUGGCCGACGGCGGGAGCCUACGCUGACUACGCCACAUGCCAAUAUCACUCGUAAAUUAAUAUAAAUAUAAUGACAAGCCUU